Molecule: messenger RNA, 453 nt
Organism: Papilio machaon (common yellow swallowtail)
Lineage: Eukaryota; Metazoa; Arthropoda; Insecta; Lepidoptera; Papilionidae
Exons: 5
Coding region: 25-453 (142 amino acids)
Source: RefSeq, a predicted model, not a curated record
GAAAUCAAAUUUCAACAAUGCGGAAUGAAGAAUUUUUAUAACAAUGAUGUAGGGCGGCGCUUACGUACAAGAUGCACUAUAUCUCGAUCCCGAAGAUCAGCUUCAAACAGUCCAGUAAAAAGAAAUGCCCAACAAAGAUCGUGUUCCCCUUGGUACGGGAGCGUUCACUCGCCUCCACUUUGUAACUCGCCGACACGUUACUCUACACGUUUAUAUUCACGAUCCCGGAAUGACUUAGGAGAUGGAUUAUCCGACACUUUUGUGCAAGAGUCUGUGCAGCCUAAAGCGUACUUCUCAUCAAAACCACCUUCAGAACCUGUGCAAGUUAUUAUAGAGCCGCGUAUUAUGAAUGAUUUAGACUAUAAAUUUAAUUCAUCAACAUCGUAUGAGUCUCGAUGUGAAUUGAAUGUUACUUCAUCAUUGAGCACACUCGCAGAGGAUUCAUUAAAAUAA